Messenger RNA from Sus scrofa (pig), 1876 nucleotides. Lineage: Eukaryota; Metazoa; Chordata; Mammalia; Artiodactyla; Suidae. The record is from RefSeq and is a predicted model, not a curated record.
GUCCUCUACCCCUGUGUGGUGUAUGACUGUGGGCCCCAGCGCGCUUGGAAUAAAAAUCCUCUUGCUGUUUGCAUCAAGACCGCUUCUCGUGAGUGAUUAAGGGGAGUCGCCUCUUCCGAGCCUGGAGGUUCUUUUUGCUGGUCUUACAUUUGGGGGCUUGUCCGGGAUCUGUCGCGGCCACCCCUAACACCCGAGAACCGACUUGGGGGUAAAAAGGAUCCUCUUUUUAACGUGUAUGCAUGUACCGGCCGGCGUCUCUGUUCUGAGUGUCUGUUUUCAGUGGUGCGCGCUUUCGGUUUGCAGCUGUCCUCUCAGGCCGUAAGGGCUGGGGGACUGUGAUCAGCAGACGUGCUAGGAGGAUCACAGGCUGCUGCCCUGGGGGACGCCCCGGGAGGUGAGGAGAGCCAGGGACGCCUGGUGGUCUCCUACUGUCGGUCAGAGGACCGAAUUCUGUUGUUGAAGCGAAAGCUUCCCCCUCCGCGACCGUCCGACUCUUUUGCCUGCUUGUGGAAGACGUGGACGGGUCACGUGUGUCUGGAUCUGUUGGUUUCUGUUUUGUGUAUCUUUGUCUUGUGUGUCCUUGUCUACAGUUUUAAUAUGGGACAGACGGUGACGACCCCUCUUAGUUUGACUCUCAACCAUUGGACUGAAGUUAAAUCCAGGGCUCAUAAUUUGUCAGUUCAGGUUAAGAAGGGACCUUGGCAGACUUUCUGUGUCUCUGAAUGGCCGACAUUCGAUGUUGGAUGGCCAUCAGAGGGGACCUUUAAUUCUGAGAUUAUCCUGGCUGUUAAAGCAAUUAUUUUUCAGACUGGACCCGGCUCUCAUCCCAAUCAGGAGCCCUAUAUCCUUACGUGGCAAGAUUUGGCAGAGGAUCCUCCGCCAUGGGUUAAACCAUGGCUGAAUAAGCCAAGAAAGCCAGGUCCCCGAAUUCUGGCUCUUGGAGAGAAAAACAAACACUCGGCUGAAAAAGUCAAGCCCUCUCCUCAUAUCUACCCCGAGAUUGAGGAGCCGCCGGCUUGGCCGGAACCCCAAUCUGUUCCCCCACCCCUUUAUCCGGCACAGGGUGCUGCGAGGGGACCCUCUGACCCUCCUGGAGCUCCGGCGGUGGAGGGACCUGCUGCAGGGACUCGAGCCGGAGGGGCGCCACCCCGGAGCGGACAGACGAGAUCGCGACAUUACCGCUGCGCAUGUACGGCCCUCCCAUACCGGGGGGCCAAUUGCAGCCCCUCCAGUAUUGGCCCUUUUCUUCUGCAGAUCUCUAUAAUUGGAAAACUAACCAUCCCCCUUUCUCGGAGGAUCCCCAAUGCCUCACGGCGUUAGUGGAGUCCCUUAUGUUCUCUCACCAGCCUACUUGGGAUGAUUGUCAGCAGCUGCUGCAGACACUCUUCACAACUGAGGAACGAGAGAGAAUUCUGUUAGAGGCUAGAAAAAAUGUUCCUGGGGCCGACGGGCGACCCACGCAGUUACAAAAUGAGAUUGACAUGGGAUUUCCCUUGACUCACCCCGGUUAGGACUACAACACGGCAGAAGGUAGGGAGAGCUUGAAAAUCUAUCGCCAGGCUCUGGUGGCGGGUCUCCGAGGCGCCUCAAGACGGCCCACUAAUUUGGCUAAGGUAAGAGAAGUGAUGCAGGGACCGAAUGAACCCCCCUCUGUUUUUCUUGAGAGGCUCUUGGAAGCCUUCAGGCGGUACACCCCUUUUGAUCCCACCUCAGAGGCCCAAAAAGCCUCAGUGGCUUUGGCCUUUAUAGGACAGUCAGCCUUGGAUAUUAGAAAGAAGCUUCAGAGACUGGAAGGGUUACAGGAGGCUGAGUUACAUGAUCUAGUGAAGGAGGCAGAGAAAGUGUAUUACAAAAGGGAGACAGAAGAAGAAAGAAA